This is a messenger RNA of Dentiscutata erythropus, 269 nucleotides long. The record is from the annotation of a GenBank genome assembly. Lineage: Eukaryota; Fungi; Glomeromycota; Glomeromycetes; Diversisporales; Gigasporaceae.
CACGUGGAUCGUAUCUUGUUAAAUUCGCUGCGCCAUUAAUUGAAGAUAUAGCUGCGCUUAAGCCUCGUGAUAUUGUAAACCGUGUUCGCUCAGAAGUGGGAGCUGAAGCAUCAUAUAUGACAGCUUGGAGAAGUAGAGCUGCUAAUAAAAAACGUAAAGCGGAGGAAAUAGAUAGGAGUUAUCAAUGUAUUAAACCACUUUUUGACGAUUUACUUAUAGCAAAUCCUGGAAGCAUUACUUCAUUUGAGGUAGAUGAUGAAAAUCGAUUU